Molecule: messenger RNA, 2634 nt
Organism: Trypanosoma conorhini
Lineage: Eukaryota; Euglenozoa; Kinetoplastea; Trypanosomatida; Trypanosomatidae
Product: putative eukaryotic initiation factor 4a
Exons: 1
Cellular component (GO): eukaryotic translation initiation factor 4F complex
Molecular function (GO): mRNA binding; protein binding; translation initiation factor activity
Source: RefSeq, a predicted model, not a curated record
GAGCCAGCAGAAGGGGAAGAGGCGGGGCAGGGGACCGCUACCGCCGCCGCCGCCGCCGCCGCCGCCGCCGCCCCAAAGGUCCGACUCACCGCCUCGGAGACGUGCAUUCCGUACGGUGUCGCUGUCACGCGGGAGGCCAUGCAGCGACUGAAGCAUGUGGUGGGACACUGCCCAGAGAAGACCGCGGUGUUUCUUGAACACCUCCGCGAGGUGGUGGCGACGACGGUGCCUGACAUUCCCGCGGCCCCUGUUCCGACGGCGUCGAGAGGGAAAGGCGGUUCCUCUGCACAUUUCACGGCUCGCCAACUCGAGGCGUUGUCGGAAUUAUGGGGCAACCGGCGAGAAGCACCUGUCUCCGUAUCCACCACGAUCGGGCGGAAGCGCGGCCUUUUUGGGGAUCUGGAGCCCAAGCAGCUGCAUCAACAUGUCAUUUCCGUCCUGAACCGCGUUUCGAACGAAACACGCAAGUACCGCGAGGUGAAGAACGAGUUGCUGCGCCUGCCCAUACCCGAGGCGAAUGAUGCGACUCUGGCCUCAAUUGUUGAGGUCUUCUUCAUAAAGGCGGUGCGAGAGCAACACUUCUCCAACUUGUAUGCCGAUUUAGUCUCUGCGCUCUGCAAGGUGCCAGAGGGGCAACGAAUUGUGGGUGACAAGGCGCAGAGUCUUGAGUACCGGCUGCGGCAGCAGCUGCUGCAUCGCUGCCAGAUGGAGUUUCAGCAGUUAGAGGAUCAGAACAUAGAACGGGCAGGGCAGGGCGGGGAGAACCGUGAUUCGCAAGGGUCGGAGGAGGAUUUUAAGGAGCGCCGGGAUCGGGCGUGCGGCAUUGUGCGGUUCGUGGGGGAACUCUUCCUGCGCCAAAUUGUGACGGAGAAGGUGAUUGAGCACAUUCUCAUGACUGUCUGCACGGGGUUGUACGGUCGUGAGGGAUUGCGUGUUCCUCCGCCCUACACGCCGACAGAGGCGCAGAUGGAUGAGGCUAUCGUGCUGCUAAACAUUGUGGACACGAGCUUCUUCCACACCGCGGUGGGGGCGGCCAUGCUGACGGACAUCACAAACGUCCUGCAGCACUGGUGUGUGCACCACCCGGUCCCUCGCAUUAGGUUCCUGCUCAUGAGUGUCACGGGAAAGAUGCACACGCUUGUGGAGGAGCGGAACGCCACCCUUGCCGCGGCACAACAACAACCGCAACCGCAUACGGAGGAAGAGCAGCAGCAGCAGCAGCAGUCAGUUCAGGAGGGAAAGCGGUUGGCAAAUGGUGGCAGUGUGCCCCCACCUCUUAGUCCGUGCAGCGAGGAAAGUUCGUUUGCCUCCAUAGGCGGAAGAGCUGCGGUGGCCGUGCCAAGUGAAUUGUCACCAAAGGCGAAGCUUCCGGUGUUUGUUGGCGGCAAACCGAUCCCUGCCCCGCGGAGCGCCGCCUCACGUCAAAACAGCACGACGUCAAAUGCCUCAAUAAACGGCCCCGCAGGCUCCGCUCCUCCGGUGACGAAACUGCUGGCCACGCCGGAGAAUGUGGCGCGUCACAUGCAGAAUGUCACCGUUGCUGGACGCAGCCUUGCCGAGGUAGUGGAGGAAAUAACAAAUACGUUUGCAGAUGUCCUCGCUGCGGCGGGGGUUUGGACCGAACGCUGCUUGACUGUCGUCAAGGCGGUGAAGGAUCGCUCCAUGUACGGCACCUUUCUGUCCUCCAUGAAUCGCCAUCAUAAAGGGGCCCUGAAGCAGGAACUGCGCAGGGUUGCCAUGGGUGUCUUUGUCAACGCGGUGUCUCAGAGGCUGCAUGAAGACCUGGGCAUUUUUAAGUACUGGGCGGCGAUGAUUUGGAGUGACGCGGCGCGGGAGGUGCUGGACGAGGACCUCCUCAAUGAGGCGCUGCAGCACCUCUUGAGCAACGAUCCAGCCGCGGUGCGGGUGUACCUGCGCGAUGUCUCCAAGCAGCUGCAGGUCCUCGCCAGUGCCCCGCGGGCGCCGAGCGAUGAGGCGACGAACUUCGUGCGUUACCGCCCACUGCAGGUCGUUCACCGGCACAACACGCACCGUAAGCGGGACUACGAGCUGAGGGUCGUGAACUUCCCUGACGUUCGUCUCGCGAGUGUGGAGAUCAAUGUCUUCUGUGCGCUCCUUACAGGGACCCCCACAAAGGAGGCUCUCUUUAAUGCCGUGCGCUCCUCCGCGUACCUGCGCUGCCCACUAGUCGCCCCCGAGGUCCUUAGCGCCAUUCUGCACGCUGAGCUCUGCAGCAACACCACCGCCUACCUCGAGGACAACUUGGAUCUACUGAGUUUAGUUAGCGAUGGCCAGGACCGCGAGGUGAGGGAGCUGCUGCUCGUCGCGGAGUUGUACUCCGCGUUGAAGGACGGCUCCUCAGAGGCGCUGCGGCCGCUUUCUGCGGGGGCGCGCGUCAUGGCGAAGCUGAGCGACCGCAUCAUCUCGGACGAGACACGGCUGCGCGCGCAGAGGUACUUUGAGUCGCGCGACGACUGUGCCCACCACUACAUCGGCGCGCAAGCGUUCCACACGCAGACGCGUCGCGCCAAUAGCAGCAGCGGGGGCAGCGGCAGUGGCAGCGUCAGCGGCGCCGUGAACAACAGCAACACCACGAACAGCGUCACCCGUCGGCCCGGGAUUCAGCGUCGCUGA